Molecule: messenger RNA, 901 nt
Organism: Saccostrea cuccullata (small rock oyster)
Lineage: Eukaryota; Metazoa; Mollusca; Bivalvia; Ostreida; Ostreidae
Product: ankyrin-1-like
Exons: 4
Coding region: 3-629 (208 amino acids)
Molecular function (GO): protein binding
Source: RefSeq, a predicted model, not a curated record
UGAUGUUAGCAGUUAGUAAUUACAGUCUCAUCAAGCAACUUCUAGAUAUUGGUGCAGAUCCAACAGUUCAAGACCAAAAUGGAAACACCGUAUUGCAUCAUUUGUGUUCAACUACAUUAAAAAGAAAAAAGAAAGGAGAAAUUCUGGAGCUUCUGCUUAAAAGUGGGACGGAUAUAAAUGCUGUAAACCACGAAGGAUACACUCCUCUAAACCGAAUGAUAAAGGAAAAGACAAAUUUGAAUAUGGAAGAUAUUCAAGACUUACUUAUGAAAAAAGCUGGUCCAAAUAUAUGCCUCAAAGGAUGCAAUUCUCCGUUGAUAAAUUCACUUUUGAGAUGUAAACUGGACGUUGCUUCUUAUUUAUUGAAAGCUGGCGGGGAUGUAAAGCAUGAAGGAAAAUCUGGUUUGACUGCUCUUCAUGCCGUUUUAAACUUGGAGCUUACUAGCGGAUACAUCACAGGGCGAAUAGAGAUGAUUCAGAAACUUUUGGCAGCUGGUUCUGAUGUGAAUAAACGAGAAUUGGAAGGCAACACAGGAUUAAUGUUUUGUUUGAAAUCAUCGUGCAAGCGAAGAAAAGAUGAAGUACUGCCAGUAAAUCGAAUUCCUUUUGGAAGCUGGGGCAGAUCCUAAUAUCAGUGAUAUCUCCGGCGGACGGCCACUGGAAAUUAUUAUUAAAUCAUUAUCGAAGAGCAGGAAUGAAACGAAGAUUCAAGAAUUAGUCGAAAUGAUGUUUUUGUAUGGGGCAAAAUGCAACGAAUAUGAAAAAGGACAAGACUCUGUUUUACAUAUGGCUGUAUCCAACGGACUUCAAGGCGUUGUUCAGAUCUUGGUCAAUAGAGGUGCAGAUGUAAAUCAUAGGGGAAAGCAUCAACAGAUUCCACUUCAUCGUUAUUUCUCGUCAG